Messenger RNA from Leptosia nina, 6318 nucleotides. NCBI's taxonomy places the organism in Eukaryota, Metazoa, Arthropoda, Insecta, Lepidoptera, Pieridae. The record is from the annotation of a GenBank genome assembly.
AUGAAGACCAUAUCGAAAGCUAAAAAGAAAUGUUCAGAUGAAGCUACUAAGUGCGGUUGUAAGCUGUCUGUGCUCGCGUUUGUUUGUGGUCUUAUUUCGUUACUGCUGCAUACAUAUAGCUAUUCGAGCUACGAUAACUUCAAAGCUGAAAGUUUAAUGAAAUCUGCGAUGGAGAGUGAGUUGGAGGAUAGAAUUAGGACAUACUUAAAUGAAAUGAACUGGACACCGCACAGGUUAAAACGCGACGCGAUGCUCAAGCCAUCAGCAAUUCAAGACGACAAUACAGUAGCUCCACACGUUGAGUUUUUCAACCCUAAAAUGCGGUCGGAGCUUGAAGAAAAAGAUGCAGCUGAAAUGAAAAAGACCGGGGCAAAAGGACCGGCCCCAGGAGGUGAUACCUGGGUCUGGCUUACAAGCUAUUCCAGAGUACCGUAUAACGUCGUUCAAGGCUUCUGCAAAGCAACACAAGACUACUGUCCACCUGGUGUACAAGGCCCAAAGGGCCCCAAUGGAGAACCAGGUCCGAAGGGUGAUCGGGGUGACCCUGGAUCCCCUGGUACACCAGGUCGAGCUGGCGCCAGAGGACCUGUUGGACCACCUGGCCCAAAAGGAGAACGUGGUUUCCCUGGCAACCCUGGGUUGGAUGGCAGAGAUGGAGUUCCCGGUGAACCUGGUUUAGAUGGGCUCUCGGGCAGAAAUGGAGCAGAUGGCGCACCAGGGAAAGAUGGUAGAGACGGAAUACCCGGAAGAGACGGUAGUCCGGGGAAAAAUGGGAAGGAUGGAAAAGAUGGGAAGCCUGGGGCCACAGGGCCCCAAGGUCCUCGGGGUCUCAAAGGUGACAAGGGUCCACAAGGUCCCAAAGGCAUGCGCGGUAACGACGGGCGUGACGGGUCACCAGGUCGACCUGGACUAUCCAUUUACAACUAUACCAAGGAAAACCAGCUUUUUAUACCACCAUCGUUUGCAUUGGACAAUCCGCGGCUUAUAGUUCGCGAAGGUGACACCAUGAGAAUGGACUGCAAUCCCAAAGGUUUCCCGGAACCCACCAUCGAGUGGCGGAGAGCUGAUGGUACACCAAUAAUUCAGGGUUCAUGGCGUGACGCCUCCGUAAGCGGCCACGUUCUGAAUAUACCGAAUGUAUCCCGGUGGCACACGGGCAAAUACGUUUGUUUGGCAAACAAUGGGAUGCAACCACCGGCUAAUCAGACCACCGACGUCGAAAUCCAUUUUAGCCCGUACAUAAGAGUCCCGAAUAACAUUCUUUACGUCUACAAUAAGACCGCGAAGAUAGAAUGUGAGGUUCAAGCCUGGCCGGAACCAGUCUUCGCGUGGGAAUGCGACGGAGUCACGAUGGAAGGCACAAGAUUCAAGAGCGAAGUAUCCCCCACUGAAGACGCGUGGAGGUGGAUCAUGAGACUCGAAAUACCGAGCAUAAGAGAACACGACUUGAGGCAGUACAGUUGUGUAGCGAAAAAUGAGCUCAACAAUCAGACUGUUAAAGGGCAUAUUCGGUUGGCAUAUCCAGGACCGAACCAGCACAUGCAAGUCCAACAGCCUAUGGAGUACGGCUCCCGACCUCCGACUCUUACGUCGUACGAGGAACUCUGCCAGGUCCAGAAGUGCCCUUCAUGUCCAAGAUGCGAUAGAGCCCUGCUAAUGAUUUCCAGCAUGAACGGAACAACAGCAUAUAAGCCUCGACGAAACACAAACUGCCAAUUGUACGCGAUUGGUAAACCUGUAUACCAUCGCUACAAAGACGAAUUGUUCGGAGCUUGGCUAAGAGACUCCAACGCCACAGAACAUCAGAAGGAGAAACUAUGGACUACUCAGGAGAACGAUGUGGAACGACUUCGCGAAUAUCGAAGCAAAUCCAGUUUCAAGAAGGACCAUGUCGAUGAGUUUCAUAAGCUACAGAAACCUUUCUUUGGUAACGGCCACAUCGUCUACAGUGGAUCUUUCUUCUACCAGGCGAAUGAAUCUGGUCAUCCUGGGGACAUUAUUCGAUAUGACCUGACUCAGAGUAGAAUUAAGUCUGUUCAUCUGCCCCACGCUGAUGGACGCCUGUACUCUUCACAACACAAUCAGGUCGACUUUAGUGCUGAUGAUAAUGGCCUCUGGGCUAUCUACUCGAUGGAAGGAUCAAAUAAUACUGCAGUUGCUAAGUUAAGCUUCGAUCCAAACAAAGACGAUUUGAAUAUAGACUACCUGUGGAAUAUUACUUUGAAUCACAAACAGAUGGGAGAAAUGUUUAUAGUGUGUGGUGUAUUGUAUGCGCUGGAUUCAGCUACUGAUCGUGACAGCAAAGUGACAGUAGCCAUAGAUCUAUAUCAAAGUAAACCAGUGGAAGUGACACUUCAAUUUACUAACCCAUUUAGAAAAACUACGCAGUUGGGAUACGAUCAUACACAUAAGGAACUCUAUUCUUGGGAUCGAGGAAACCAGCUGACUUACCCAGUGAGAUAUAACGAACUUCCAGCUGAGCUGCAAGUCGGCCACCUGACGUCGUCGCCCCCUCCCACCCGCAGCCAUCAGCUGUUAAUGUCGCCCCCUCCUUUCCCCUUCGUUCGUGUAAUGCGAGGAGCUACGGGGGGCGAGGUGCGGCGGGGGUUUUCGGCCGCGGGGAACGGAGGACGUCAGUCCGCGCUCGGCGGCCGAGCGAGCGCCAUGUCUACCUGCCCGCCGCGGGUGUGUUGCCGGCCGCGCGCCCCAGCGACCCUCCUCGACAUAACAGCUAAAAUCGUAGCCGCCGCGAUACCCUUUCAACGCAUCGAGGAGCGUUACGAGCGCAUCCCGGAGCCGGUGCAGCGCCGCGUCGUGUACUGGUCCUUCCCCAGGGACGAGCGGGACAUUUGCAUGUACUCUUCGUUGGCGCGUGCUCCGCCCGACGACCACCGGAACAUCGCCUUCUGCCGCGGCCUCAAGCUGCUCGAAGCCGGUUGCGUGGAGAACGUCCUGCAAGUCGGUUUCCAUUUGAGUGGAGUAGUUCGAGCCCCAGCAGCCAUUAGUCCCUGCUCAGCCGAACCUGAAAGACUGUAUAGGGUCACAGUUUCAUUUGACAGAUGCAAAAUUACUGGGGUGACAUGCAGCUGCGAAGCGCGCGACAUCUUUUGGUGCCAGCACGUAGUCGCUUUGGCUCUGUAUCGAAUCAGAAAUGCGGAUUCUGUGAGACUACGGGUUCCUAUAUCAGAAACGCUCCUCCAAAUGGAUCGGCAACAGCUCCAGAAGUUUGUACAGUAUUUGAUAGCAGAGCACCAUACAGAGGUGCUGCCGACCGCGCAGAGGUUAGCUGACGAAGUCUUGCAGGCCAGGUCCGCUAUCAAUAGGAUAUGUGGGGCUCCGGAUCCCACCGCUGGGCCGCCACCAGACGCACACCACGCUUGGCACUUGGAUGAACAACAGGUUUGCGAACAAGUACGGGCGUAUUUAUUACAGGGCACAUAUUACAAUGCAAAUAAACAAUUAAAUUCCUUAUUUUCUAAGGUAAGAGAAAUGCUUCGUGCGCAAGAUUCAAACGGACCAAGAAUGCUGAUGUUGAUGACGGAACAGUUCCUUUCGGACCCCAGGCUGCUCUUGUGGCGGAAUCAGAACACCCCCAUGACAGAGAAGUGCCGGCAGCUGUGGGAACAACUCGGUGCCUUAUGGGUCAGCAUAGUGCUGGACCCUGGAAGCAAUAAGUGUCAUAGGAUGCAGUGGAGACAGUUGUUAGAAAAAUGGUCGGCUGUUGAAGUAUGUCCAACGGAAGACCCGGAUUACAGAUCGUUUCCUUUGUAUGCAAGAGAAAGAGAAAGAAAUGAACGAGAUCGCGACAGAGACCACCGCGAUAGGGACAGAGAACGGCAUAGAGACAGGGAAGAGAGAGACCGAGAGAGACUGAGGGAAAGAGAAGAAAGGGACAGGGAAAGGCAUAGAGAACGACAGAGAAGGGACCUCAACUCUCAUUCUGAAAGUUCAGAUGAGGAGUCUAGACCAAAUAAUUACGAACGUGAAUACAGAAGAGCCAGCAAACGAUUGAGGCUACACAAUCAACGGUCUUCUCAACCCCUAACACCGAGGACAGUGUUUCACAAAGCACUGGACGCUGUAGAUAUAUCCUGGGAAAAUGAACACCUGAAAAAUAUAUUAAGUUCCGACGAGUUUUAUAACUCGGAUAAGCCGGGAAAGUCCAGCGCCUCUGCUGGGUCUAAUACCUUGCAAUGUUACCCCAAGUUCAAUGAAAUAGGAGAACCUUUGUGGCAUGAACACCUACCCGUUGUCGGUGCACGGAUAGAAGCGUUACGAGCCCAUGGGCGCGCACCUGCUGCGUUACGACUGGCAGUCGCCGCUGCUAGAGCCAUGCGCCAUAGACAGGAAGUAGCACAGCAAAAAUGGCAAGAAGCCGGUGGAGGGGAAGCGUCGAGUAGUAAUAAUUCUACUAGCGAUUCGAAUAGAGAAUGCGGAAGUGACUCGUGCGGCGGACAAUGCGAUAGAGUCAAGUUAUCUCUUGUUUGCGCGCACAUGGACGCCGGCACGUGCCUAACGGGUACAUAUACAUGUGCCCUCUCGCACACACACCGGUGUAUCGGAAAAGAUAGCAGAUGCUGGACUGGUUGGACUCUGGAAGCCAUCUGGUGCGUGUACGAAUGUCUGGCUGAUGCUUGCCUAGCGCCAGAUGACCAGCGCGCUUCCCCGCGGCUGCACACCUAUAUUGACGAAGAACCAAACACUGGACUUCCUCCUAGAUACCAACACGUCCCGGUAGCAGGCAGUAAAAAUCCAGAAGAGACAUAUCUGGCUCUAGCGUUGGAGGCUGCGUUACUCGGAUUGGGAAUGCAAAGGAUGUUACCUAGCGGGUUGUAUGCGCAGGAGAGGUAUUGUAAGCAGGAGGAACGUCUGAUAAGCCAACUCCAAAGAGUGGAAGGUGAAGCAGCUGCCGGCGUAUGUGGUAGAGUAGCACGCGCCCUCUUAGCUGGCGGGCCCUCCUCCUGCUUAGGCACGAAAGUCCACCCGCGAUCUGCGCCCGCGCAUACAUUUGCAAGGUUUCUAUUCCUUGCGUUACUGCCCACCGACCCAGAUCUAGCGUACCGAGUCGGACUACGAGCUAUGAGGUUACCAAUGGGUGAAGAAGCAUAUGCUUUGGACGGGGGGGCUGCGGGGGCAGGCGGCGCCGGCGCAUGGCACACCUUACAACACGCUGAACAACAGCAGGCCGCACUUGCCAGUGCACUUUUAGGUGCCGCUCGCGGGAAUCCUACUCGGUUGCGUGCUGCGCUAGCGGCCGCGCAACUUCACGUACGAUCUGCUGCGCAACUCUUCCGUCUAGCUCAGGAUGCGUUACGGCACGCUGCGCCACCAGAUGCACCUCACCACCAUAGAGACCUGUUAGCUGCUGCUUUUGAGUUAGGACUACAGGUACUAAGAAUGACACUAUCAGCUGUCAAUUGGAGGCGACGAGAAAUGGUGCGGUGGCUUGUUACCUGCGCUACGGAACUGGGUCUAGACGCCUUGCUUUCCAUCAUGCAGAACUGGUACGAGCUGUUCACACCAACAGAGGCUACUGGUCCAGUUGCUGCUGCAGCAAUGUCACAUGCAACCGCUCUACGGCUUGGCCUUAGUUUUGAACAGCAAGAAAAGCUUAGCUCGUGUGCGAGGACUUUAGCUUUGCAGUGUGCCGCUAAGGACCCGCCUGGCUGUGCUCUAAGCGCGUUAUCAGUGUGUGAAGGAUCAGCUGGCGCGUUCGAAGCAGCUUGUGCAGCGGUCGGCGGCGCUGCUGCUCGCGGUGCGCUGGCGUCUAGUCAACUGUUCGCAGUGGCUAGAUACAUGGAACAAAGGGGGCAGCCCGCUAGAGCUAUGCGUCUAGCUACGUUGGCUAUGAGAAAUUUACAUCUUCAUUACAAUCAGGACAGUCACCCGGCGAUAGCGGACAUCCAUUGGGCUGUUGCGCUCGCGCAUUCCUUAGGUCGUGCCGAGUUACAAGCGAUGCUGCCUUUACUCGUCAAAAACGUACAAUGCGCACCUGUUCUUUCGGAUGUGCUCCGACGAUGCUGUGUAGCAGCUGCCGGCUGCAGUCGCGCUAGACCGCCACCUCCGCGUCCGCCCACCCCCCUAAGACCCCUUCUGGAAGCCGCGUUACGUGCAUAUGCCUCGACGACGCAUGCGCGCCUCGCACACAUAUCACCCAGGCAUUAUGCAGACUUCGUUGACUUCCUUGGUAAAGCCCGCGACACAUUCGCGUUAGCGGACGACGGACCGCACCAGUUCGCUGCCCUCUUACAAGAAAUCAAACUGAAAUACAAAGGAAAGAAGAAACUAAUGUUCCUCGUUAAAGAAAGAUUCGGUUGA